UGUGUUCAACGUGUAUUCUCACCGUGUUCGUCAUUAACGCCACUGUUUACACGUUUUUACUCAACGUCAAAACGCACGGCACGUCACGUGGUGUCGCCUAAUUUUUGAACGAAUUUUUGAUAACACAAAAACGCAAGAAAACUGAAAACAUUUACGCAAACGUUUAACGAAAGUGUCCCAACAGUUUUUAGCUGGUCGUGACUAGUGCAAGUGUCUGAGCGCAAAUGUGUCAGUAAGAAGUGUGGCCGCGUACCGUUAACUACUUAACUAGCGCCGCUAAACGCUAUAGACACUGUGUUGUUCAUGCAUUUGAAGCGUGUGUCUUUUGCUUGAGAAGAAUCGAAGAAAAUAGGCGCCUAUGGUCAUUUGUUAUACGGCGCGCUUAAUGAAUCUGAUAAACACCUCGGCGCCGCAUACCCGCAUGUGAAGUUCUUCAAGUGAAACAGUGUUAUUGUGUUCUGGUGAGCUUGAGCAUGUCACAACAUUGAGACAUCCGACCAAUACAUUCACAUACAAACAUACAUCCGACCAUGCGAUAAGUGAAGCAGUGAAGCAGUGAAGCGUGUAUGUGCUUUCCGGUCGAAGUGAUUUAAUUGAUUCCAUGCCAUUCAAUUCGUUGGCCAUACAAUACGACUAGAUAAUUCGUUUGCCAUUCAAUUUAUAUCUGUCUGUGGCGAAAACUGUGUUGUUGCUUUUGUUGUGGAUGUGCUAUAAAUUGACAAAAAGCGAAAGUUCGAUUUGUCUGCACAAGAAGACACUCAAACAAAUGCGCGUGUAUAUGCCGAAGUAAUAUAUGCAUGUGUUUUGAGCACGUACAUAUGUGUGUGUUACAGCCAUAAAAUACAAAUAAGAUAUCCUGGUGUAUGUAAUCUAUAGUGCUUGUGGUUGAAAUACAUAGCUGGAAGCAUAUAAGCAAAAACGCAAUUAAGCGCCGCAUGCCAUCCCAUUUCUAUUAUACAUAUGCAAUUAAUUGUUAUUGUUUACAACUUGGCUAUUAAAGUGCUGUGUGCUGGGGAAUUUGUGAAGCUCAGAUAGCGUGUGAGUGCGUACUGAAUAAUUGUGGUAUAAAUUGAAUUAAAUAAACUGCACUGUAAAUGCUGGAACUGUUAAAAAUACAAGUGAACACAUAGUAAGGAUUUCAUACAGAGCAAAGAUCAGUUUAUUAUUGAAAUCUAAAAUAAUAAAGUGACUCACAGUCUGCUGGAAAAUAUCACUAAUAUCUACUUAUGCUGUUUUGAAAAUUAAGCAGCUCUCUCACACUUGCUUUGCAGAUAAAUUCGGAGAGCAAAUAAGCAAAUGAACCAUAACAAUAAAUCGCAGGUCCUUUGAGAGAAUGUUAACACGAUAAAAACGGCAGCAGCAUAGUGCCAUUGUAGUGGUGCGAAAGCAGCGUGAAGGCAGCUGUGUAAAUACAAAUAAGAGGCGGCAAACGUGAAGGUAACGUUAAGCAGCCAAGCGCCAAAAAAGGCGCAGGUUGAAUGUGGAAUGACCGAACAAUUCAAAAGUAGAAAAGUGGUGUGGCCGAGUGAAGUGCACAAAUACAAAUACAAAUAAAUAGUGUUGUGAAUGCUGUGAAUGCACACAAACGCACAUCUUUCUUCAUAUGUACAUUUGUGUGUAUGUAUGCGUGCAGUGACAGUCUAAUCCGCAAGGACCCAAAAAUAUUUAUCGAUAAUCGUAGCAAGAAUAUCUACAUUAGCUACGCAAAUGAACUGAAAAGGCCAAAGUAUGCAAUGAAAAUAGCGAAAAACAAUAAAAAACAACAACAACAACUGAACUAACAAACUAAAACAAAAGUAAAUCGGAGUGCGCAAGAAACAAAAGGUCCUUCGAAGUGAAGUAGUGCAAAUAAAACAAGGCACCAAGCAACAAAGUAAACACAUGGAAAAAACGGUUGAACGCACAAACAAACCAACAAACAAGCAAACACGAGCGCAAUAAAAGUGGCGAAGUGGCAAAGUGGCAGUCAAACUAUGAACAGCUCGCAAUAAAACUCGAAGUCAGUUUAUUCUAUCGACUAUCGAGGCAAUCUACAGCGUUGAAGGCGGGUGUGUGUGAGUAGAGCAGCAGGCUCACCAGCUGAACUUUCGCUUAUAAACUGUCGCAAACACACACACACAAACGAAGAUUUGUUGAGGACAAAAGCUCCGGCCCGGCUCACUGAAGUGCCACUGAAAAUUCAUAAAACAUAAAACAAUCGUAAAGCAGGCCGUCUACAACGUUGCUGAAGCGCACUGAACGGCGCACAGCUCUUACGGCCCAUUCAUUCAUUCGGUUCAAUAAAACUGUGCGAUAUAAUUUUAUACAAAUAUUUUGUUAUUGUUUCAAUUUUUAUGGCAGUGAUUAUUUAUGGAGCGUAGUUUCGGCAUUCUCGAGUAGCGGAAGUGACACAAAUAGACUGUGCAGAAAUAAAAUGUGAACUAAAAUAAAUGCGCACACAGGACGACUUAUAUACAUAUGUAUAUAUAAAUAAAGCAUAAUAUUAGUAUAUAUAUAGAAACACAACGGCAUUGUGCUGACGUGAAAAUAUACUCCAACUGACAGUGGCUGCAGCAUGAUAGUCAUAAGAAAGUCUGACAGUCAUCAUAAUAAUUAUUUUCACACUCUCAACAACAAAAACAAUAUAAAUAAUAAUAACAAAAACAAAAUUAAAAACAACAAUAAAGCAGUUUUAUCAUCCCUCACGUUGAUGCUUAGAAUUUGUGGCAGCUAUUGUUGCAACAGCCGCACAGCCAGGCAGUUGGCGGCAUAUAGCGUGUGCCGUGCAGAGCAAUGAACUGAGGUGCGGAGUGUCAUUGUUGAUAUUUCCGUGUGAAUAGACUUGAAUUCUAGUGCAUAAAUCCGCAAUGCGAAUACAGCGAUUUGCAAGUCGCAACAACAACAAAAACAAUGUGCAAUACACAAACACAGCGAAAUGAGUGCAAUAGUGGCACAAAGUAGUGAGAAGAAUUGAGACAAGAAAAAAAACAUAAAAAUAUAUAAAUACAUAAAUACAUAUAGACAAAUAAAUCCAAGGUGCCAAGUAACUGUAAGCCAGCGUCUUUAUAUAACGGACCAAGUUAUAUAAAAAAAAAAGUUUGUGAAAUUGUGAAUCCCAAGGCAAAGAGGCAGCUGCUCAAACUAACAGCAAACACACACACAACGUUUAGAGACACCGACAGCCAGCAUGCAUUCGCGCCAGCCAGACGUGCGCGCGCCAAUGUGGCAACAGCUGUCGUCAGCUGUCAUUUUCACGCUACUCAGCAUAGUACCCCUCCAUGCCGAAGUUGUCGAUUUGACUCCACAAUAUAACGCUUCUCCCUCCGUCUUAAUCAGUAGUAGCAGCAGCAGCAGCAGCAGCAGCAUCAGCAGCGGCGUCACAGUGGGUGUCACAUCCGCGGCGACAGUGGCUGCAUUCGUAGAGCCCUACUUGGAGGGUUAUGCCUCAACAAAUGUAACAGCGCAGAUUGGUACGCACGCGUAUUUGCCGUGUCGGGUGAAGCAGCUCGGCAACAAAUCAGUGUCCUGGGUGCGUGUGCGUGAUGGUCAUAUACUCACCGUCGACAGAGCCGUCUUCAUUGCAGACCAACGAUUUCUGGCGCUCAAGCAACCGGACAAAUUCUGGACACUGCAAAUAAAAUACGUACAAGCAAGAGAUGCGGGCGCCUAUGAAUGUCAAGUGUCAACGGAGCCAAAAGUUAGCGCCCGAGUGCACUUGCAAGUGGUUGUGCCACGCACCGAAAUUGUCGGCGGACCAGAACGCUUAGUGAAGGCUGGCAGCACUGUUGUGUUGCGUUGUAUCGUACGCGGUGCCCUAGAGCCGCCCACCUUUAUAAUGUGGUAUCAUAGUACGGAGCAAAUCACCAGCGAUUCAACACGCUAUCGCACACAAGUUGACCGAAAUUUACCCGAAAUCGAAGGCGAUGCCCAUAGUACGACCGGCUCAUUAAUCAUUGAAUCAGCGAAAAAACGUGAUAAUGGCAAUUACACAUGUAGCCCGUCAAAUAGCCCCAGUGUGACUGUGAUGCUCAACGUUAUAAAUGGUGAAUCAUCCGCAUCAGCAGUUACUUCAUCCGCUCCAGUACGAAAAGCGUACACCGCCUGCAUAUUGGCCAUGCUCAUCAGUAUUAUAAUUAUUGGCGGACACAACACAUGACAUGUUAAUUUGCAAAAACAAAAACAACAACAUGAAGAUGAAAAACAAAAGCGCAUAAAACAAAAUAAAUCAUUACAAAUUGUACGUACGCCAAAGGAAAUGACAAUGAAAAAGUACACAAAGAGAAAUUUGUGCGCCGAACAACAGGACUUGGCUAAAAUGAAAGUAACAUUGCAACAACAACAACAGCAACAACUCUUGGGUGCAGUAAAUUAAUAUGGCAAAGAGAAAAAGGCAAAAAAAAAAACUAAAACACAUUUCUUCUCUAUCAUGUAAGUUUAUAUAGGCAACCGUAUCCAUAGUUAUUAGUUACAAAAAAACAACAACAACAACACAUAGAAUUAUGUGUUCAACAAGCGGCAAAGAAAGCAAGAACAGCACACGUAAACAAAAAACACACACACACAACAAGCUGUCAAACAACCGUGUAGGCUAAGAAUUAAGCUGCGUUUGUUGUUGUAGCGGAAAGUUGGGAGCCCACAAAGAAGCGUGGAAAGUAACCGAGAAACAGCAGGAAAAACAUGGCAACAGCAACAGUAUGUAGCCACAACAAUGCUUAAACGAAAGAACACACAGACGCAUGCACCUAUACACAAACAUACUGAGAGGCAGACAGACAGCCAGACACACACACCCAUGUACAGUGUUAUAGACAAAUGUAGUGGCAAUUGAACGUAAUACUCGUAUGCACACAUCGACGACAAAUACAGCCAUGUAUACGUGCGUGUAUAUGUGCUGCAUGGCAUGAGAAUUAGUGUUGCUCAUACGACACGUAGGCCCCAAGUAGCAAACACCUGCUGACACGUGCGUGCGGCGUGUUAACUAACAUGCGUGCCCUUGUUAUAUUCCGCCAAGCGCUUACAGCCCACAACAACAAGCCAAAAUUACAGACACAAACAAACAUUGGAAAUCUCGCGUACACACACACACAAACAUAAACACAGGAGAAAGGCAAGCAAAAAGUUAGAAAAAAAUCCAAAAGCUCUAAGCAUAACAUUAGCAAAAGUUAACUAAGCUAAAUAAAUGUAAGUACACAGGCCAAGUUCGUGUAUAUGUAUGUGUUUCUAAGGAUAAGACAAGCUCACAACUACAUAUGUGUAUGCGUGUAUUCAGCACUGUAUGUGUACUAACUGUGUUUUUUUGCAGUUGCGCUGAAUUUUGUUAGAUUUCACAAGGAAAUCCACAUUCUAGCAGCUGUCGAUAUUUUGUAUAUGAUUGUAUUGUAUUGCAUUUAACUUUAAUUACAAAUAUAUAUGUAAAUUUAAUUUUAUAGAUUUUCUAUGCAGAAAACACUGUGCUAAAUUUGUAAUUGUGAAAUUAGCAAAAAGAAAUAAUAAAAGAAAAUAAUGAUGAACAAAACGAAACAAUAAAGUGUAAUUAACAAACUUCUAUUUUAGAGUUAGCUAACUUAACAAAAACAAAAAUUACAUGUCACUUACCAGAAAGCAUGCAAACGUUACAUAGAAGAGAUGAAAAUGAUGAGAAACGUCACUAAGUUAAGUAAGUGCAUAAUAUAGUACCACUCCAGUCAAAUAUAAAAAAAUCAAAUACACAAAUGAAAUAAUAAAUAUACAUGCAUGUUAGUAAAUAAGUACGUGAACUUGCAGAAAAGCAAAGUGAAAAGCAUAAUUACCAAAUAAAUAAAAAGACAAAUUUUAUUUAACAUAUACCAGAUGCUAGCAGUUGUGUAAAUAUGCGUAAUUUUAAAAUUUAAAAAUGUGAAAUAAGAAAUUGAAAUUAAAUUUAAUGAAACAAUAUAAGUGCAAACAAAUAAGAGGAGCACUCGUAAAAAGAGAAAUUUAUUUUUUUUUAUUCUUUAAAUAUUGCUUUAUAUAUACUUUUCUAUAUAGCAAAUUAUUAAUAUAUAUUUUUUAUUUUUACUCAUUUGCAGUUUUAAGAAUUCCACGGUUAUUACAACAUUGCUGUAACAAAAUAACAACUGUGGCAACAGAAAGUGCAGAUGUAUAAGUUGUAGCAUUAUACCAGCAAUUAAUACACGCUCUUGAAUACUUAUAUUUCAAAUUCGAAUAAACAAAUUAAAGUUGCCAAUUUAGCUCAGAAUGUAAUAAAUGUUUCUAACUCAAACCUUAACUCAAGCGUACGAAGUAUGAAUUGAAAUAAAUCACUGUAUACCCUUGGUACAGUCGACGCGCGCAUGCAUUCGUAUAAUAUGCGGUGAUGCAACGCAAACAACACAAAUUAACCGCAAUUAUUCAAGCAAUUCAGCAAGAAUGUGUUGGUUUGUUUGUUGCUUUAUGUUCACAAUUCCAAAAAUCCGUGGUUGUGUGUGUGCGAGCAGUAAACCAAAGUGAAUAUUUGCAUAUGUAUUAGUAUGAAAUCGCUCUGGUUUUUAAAACCAUUUACAUAACAACGACAUAUACAUAUGUACAUAUAAAAUUGCACACACAUACCAACCAAAUACCUGGAAUUUGACAAAUGUCACACAUUUUGUGGUUUCGCAAAUUUUACAUUGUUUUCAAACUAUCAAGUUAUACAAAAUUUUCCGGCAUUAAAGCUUACCCUCAUUUAUCAUUGUUGCUAUACAAAUAUGCAUAUACACAUUUAUAUUUUCCAGCGCGAAAAACUUUUGCUUAAAACACUAACAAACAAAUCAAAUUUAUUAUCAAAUUUAAUAACAAAAUAUCUACCAAUGUAGUUAUUUUGUGUACAUACAAUAUUCUCCUAAAAGAACAAAAUAUGCCACUAACAGAACCAAACAGAAAUUAAACUACACCUAAUUCCUCUAUAGACAUAAUUACAGCAAGCAGUCACAAAAGUGAAGGCAACAUUUAUUCCACAUAUAUUUAUCGCAAUUAAGUCGUGGUAAAUAAUAUAAUAUAAUAAUAAUAGUUGUAACUAAAAUAUAUGGAAAUGAAUUUUGUAAAAUAAAUAAUUUUAGUACUUCUAAUAUAUGUAUUCAAUGUAAGUAUUUAGCUGAUAAGCGUUUUCUUGGUUGAUGAGGUAUUAAAUGAUUUGUUUCACAGUGUAUAGCAAGAAUUAGAUGCAUAUAUUCGAAACUGCUUACUUUUUCAGCCAUUUUCAGCUUUCAUCAUUUUGUUACUCAUACGACAUGGCAAACUUCUAUAUUAGAUAUUUUAAUGUAAUGUAGAAUAGGUGGAAUUCUAAGACUAUAUAUUUAUUUUUUUUUUUUU
Molecule: messenger RNA, 7287 nt
Organism: Zeugodacus cucurbitae (melon fly)
Lineage: Eukaryota; Metazoa; Arthropoda; Insecta; Diptera; Tephritidae
Gene: dpr11
Product: zwei Ig domain protein zig-8
Exons: 8
Coding region: 3167-4135 (322 amino acids)
Biological process (GO): synapse organization
Cellular component (GO): neuron projection membrane
Source: RefSeq, a predicted model, not a curated record